AUGUCAACAAUAGCCACCCCGCGCGACACAGGCACGCCUCUUUCGCGGCGUAUCAACUCCUCCCAAGCCCUCUCCAACUCCAACACAACACCCACUUCCUCCACGCGCCCAUCGCUGGACGUGCCCCGAUCCGCCUCGAGCUCGCCCAACCCCUCCGCAGCCCCCGUUGCCGCCGCCGGCAAACGCGCCAACCGCGCCGCCCUCCGCGAGUACUACAACCUCAAAAAAGCCCAAGCGGCCUCUGGAACGGGGGGGACCUCGACCCCGAUACUCGAAGUAACCUCGACGCCACCAUCGCCCGACCCAUCAUCAUCAUCCAACAAUGGCUUCCAACAAUCGCUAUCGUCAUUCGACUCCAUCCCCGCCUCGCCCGUCCUCGACUCCCCAGAAUUUUCCGCACAACCGUACCUGUCCGAGCUGCUGCAAUCGUCAACGCUAGCUGAGCUCUUGAAAACCUACGCCCGCAUAUUGCAGGAGAUCCGCGCUUUGGAUGCCGAGAAGAAGGCGCUCGUAUACGACAACUACUCGAAGCUGAUCAGCGCGACGGAAACCAUACGGAAGAUGCGGACGAGCAUGUUCGACUCGAACUCGUCGACUGGGGAUAGGCUAGAUCCCAUGGCUAGCACGCUGGAUGCUGUGUUGGGAAAGGUCUAUGAGCUUGCUAGUGGGAUUAGAGGCGAGUUGAGGCAACGACUGUCGGAGGGGGAUGAGAGUGCUGUGAGACGGAGGGAGAUGGAGCAGGAGCAGGAUAGGGAUAUACUGGAAGGGAUUGAAGAUGAGGAGGAACGGAGGAGUAGAAGGGAGAGGAGGGAUAGGACGAGAGAGUUGGCGAGGGAGGUGGUGAGGGUUCCUGAGCGGUUGAGGGCGUUGGUGAAGGAGGGGAAGAAGGAGGAGGCGGCGAGGGGGUGGGAGAUGCCGAGGCGGUUGUUGGAGAGGUGGAAGGAGAGGGGGGUGGGAGGGGAGGAUGUGGGGAGAUUGUUGGAGGAGGGCAAUGCGAUAAUUAAAGGGGAGGACGGGAGUAGGACGUCAACAUAG
Messenger RNA from Sordaria macrospora k-hell, 1035 nucleotides. RefSeq lists its product as uncharacterized. Gene Ontology annotation, cellular component: membrane; GARP complex; EARP complex. Lineage: Eukaryota; Fungi; Ascomycota; Sordariomycetes; Sordariales; Sordariaceae. Gene Ontology annotation, biological process: lysosomal transport; endocytic recycling; retrograde transport, endosome to Golgi. The record is from RefSeq and is a predicted model, not a curated record.